UACAGCUACACUUUUCAUAGGUGGUACAAGAUUGAGUGAAAAUUUUCUCAACUAUCCAAUUUUUCCACACGCGCUCUCUACACACAAACGCAGAGGGCCAUCAAACAACCUUUGAUUUAGUUGUCACCGGAGUCGGUUCAUUUUCAAGGGCAUCGGCAACGGGAGAUGAGCGGCCCGAAUAACAAAAUGUCGGCCACAGAUCAGAUGCGCGCUAUGCUGGACCAGCUAAUGGGGACGACGAGGAACGGGGACGAGCGACAGUUGAAGUUCUCGGACUCGCGAGUUUGCAAAUCCUUUCUGCUAGACUGCUGCCCACACGACAUCCUGGCGUCCACACGCAUGGAUCUCGGUGAGUGUCCCAAAGUGCAUGACCUCGCUUUCCGAGCAGAUUACGAGAGCGCCGCCAAGACCCGAGACUACUACUACGACAUUGAGGCCAUGGAACACCUGCAGGCAUUUAUCGCGGACUGCGACCGACGCACCGAUUCGGCCAAGCAGCGUCUGAAGGAAACCCAGGAGGAGCUAACCGCAGAAGUGGCCGAAAAGGCCAACGCUGUCCACGCACUGGCCGAGGAAAUUGGCAAGAAACUGGCAAAGGCCGAGGCACUUGGUGAGGCUGGCGAAGUGGAGGACAGCAUGGAACUGAUGAAGGAGAUCGACGAGCUGAGGGCAAAGAAAAUCAAGGCGGAGCACGAGUAUCGCACCAGCAUGCCAGCGUCCACCUAUCAGCAGCAGAAGCUACGUGUCUGCGAGGUUUGCUCGGCGUAUCUGGGCAUCCACGACAACGACAUCCGACUGGCGGACCACUUUGGUGGUAAGUUGCAUCUUGGCUUCCUAACCAUUCGCGAAAAGCUGAUCGAGCUGGAGAAGACUGCAGCACCACGGAAGGCGGAGCUGAAACGAACGGGUAAGAUGCCAGAUCGUGACGAGGACAACCGCGGACGCAACCGAUACUUUGUAGGUGGACGAGAACUGGAUCGCCGGUCGCGAGUCCAUCGCUCCCGGUCCCGAGAGAGGCAGCGAAACCGCGAAGAUCGCCCCGAACGGGAGAGGGACCGAGAUGGAAGGCAAAACGGCGCGGAGAAACCCGUGGAGAAGCCAAAGGAAGGCCCCGUAGAAGGAGAACGCGGGCGUCGAGAUGAUCGUGAGAGGCGGGAUGACCGCGAACGGGAUCGCGAUGGCAGAAGAGACCGAGAUCGCCACGGGCGCAACGACAGAGGCCGCUUCGGAGGAGGAGGUGGUGGUGGUGAUCGGCGAGACGACCGACGCCGAUCACGCUCCAGAGAUCGAUCACCACGUGGAGACCGACGCUACAACUACAACCACUUUAGAGACGGAGGCGGUGGCGGUGGCGGCGGCGGUGGUGGUGGUGGAGGCGGUGGUCGAAGACGCUCCUACUCCCGCGAGCGUUACUCCCGUCGCUAGGACCGCACACCGUCCAAAUCCCGCCCAGCGCACGUACGUAACAUUAAUCACAACUACAACAACAAUGCCACCACAAUAUAAGUUACUGAACUUUUGAAAAAUACUUGAAACUACAACCGAAUAACCAUAGCUUACCUAAUAAAGCGACCCAACAUACAAUUUUUGACUUGCAGACAACCUCUUUGAAUUGUUAACAUUUCCGAUCUUAGCUCCCACCUUUUAAACUAAAAAAAAUCUUUAAAACAAGUCCCUAACACCUUAAAUCUAUACAGAUGUAACUUUAUUAAAUAUCUUAAUUUUUUGUUGAUUUUAAGAAAUAAUUAACUAUUUGGCAGAUCAUUAUGAGCCGCAGUGUUGCCAAUUGUAGUCCUUUAAGAUAGACAGCCAAUCCUUGAUAUUCUUUUGUGUUUUGUAUAGCUGUAUAGAUAGCUACAAGAUGGUAACACAUUAUAAUUAUCCCAAAAAAAAAAACAAAACUCUCGACUAAAUACAAUUCUCAGCUCUUGAUCGCGAUUCUCCCAAUCGAAACCAACUGAAGCGAAGUCGGCUCAUUUGGGGUAAGCCUCCUCCUCCACCACAUAUACCAUAAAUCUGACUCUCUAUCACAGCUCUGAUCUGAUUGAUUUGAUUUUGAUAUGAUUUGAUUUGUAACUUUAAAGCGUUUCUCUACUUUGAAGCUCGACACUUGCAGGCCAUAACAGCUUCGGUACGUAUUGAGUAUUGAAAGGUUAUCUAUAAACAAGAUUAGUUGUCUCGACAGACUUAGAUAAGAUCCGGUUAAUAUAGCUGCACUAUAGCGCUUGGGUACGUAUCCAUUCUGGUUGAAGUUUCCUUUUGGAAUUCCUAAUGUUUUGGUAUUAUAUAAUCGUUUCUGGGUACGUAUUAAUGUUAGAAGAUCACGACUGUGGUACGUAUAUGUCUAACAACAUUGAUAACUUCUCAAAAAAAAGCAGUAGGGGUUUCUCGGCGAUCCAGAUCCCAACGUACGUAUCCUUCUCUCUCUAUCUCUCUCUCUAAAUCACAAAAAAAAAAACAAAAAAUAAAAAAAAACAAAUUAAAUUAAAAGAUUUCAUCACCAAGCAAAUAUGAAAAUAUUAUUUUACAAUCCUCGUAGCUGCCAAGAGGCAUAAGAUCUGUUUUUAACCAUAUCUCCUCCUCUGUUAUCGGUUCGCUGCAUCGGGGUCACAGUUCAGGCUCAAGCUCAAGCUCAGCACAUUUCAGUACUGUAUUAUGUGAGUAUUCGGGUCACUAAUCUCUCUGAUUACAAUCCCAAUCUCAAGCUAAUUUUGAUCAUCAAGGACCAGAGAGACAGAGACUGUUUAUUAAAGGAUAGUGGGAGUUGUGAGAGCAGUGUAAAGAGUGGUUUAAGUUUGGCCCCCCAAUUUGACCUUCCGUGGGUAAGAAUUCGAUCGAAAAUGAUAAAUGAUAAUGCUAAUUGAAUUUUCUAACUACCUACUAUAUAAUAUCUAUUUCCAAAAUCUAUUGUUUUUAUAUAAUCGUAAGUCUCUACAACACACUUUUCACACUCUUUUUUUUAAUUUAUAAACUACACACAAGACACUCGGAAUUAUAAAGUAACUAUUAUUAUAUGGUAUAAGUGGAUUGUAAUAAAAUUGCACUUGAAUUAUGAGAAAAAAAAAA
Drosophila bipectinata is the source of this 3066-nucleotide messenger RNA. Its product is annotated as putative RNA-binding protein Luc7-like 1. Gene Ontology annotation, biological process: mRNA splice site recognition. The record is from RefSeq and is a predicted model, not a curated record. Lineage: Eukaryota; Metazoa; Arthropoda; Insecta; Diptera; Drosophilidae. Gene Ontology annotation, cellular component: U1 snRNP; U2-type prespliceosome. Gene Ontology annotation, molecular function: mRNA binding.